Arabidopsis thaliana (thale cress) is the source of this 765-nucleotide messenger RNA. RefSeq names its product Wound-responsive family protein. NCBI's taxonomy places the organism in Eukaryota, Viridiplantae, Streptophyta, Magnoliopsida, Brassicales, Brassicaceae. Bases 309 to 596 code for a protein of 95 amino acids. The record is from RefSeq and is marked reviewed. The transcript has a single exon.
AUCUGAACUAGCAAAACGAGCAAUUAAACAUCUGACCACAUAAAUAAUCCAUUUUUUAUCUCUAUUUUAACCUCGUAGUUAGAUAAUUAAUUUAUGACCAAAAAGAAAGUAAAUAACUAAAAUGAGAAAAUGAAAACCACGAGCUCCCAAAUUUCCUGCGGCUUCUUUAGCCUCUUGUUUCGUUUAUGUACCACUUUCUCGACUCCACACUUUAUAAACCAAAUCCUCCACGAAACUCCAAACACAUUGUCCAAAGAUCAAUACACACUGUUUUAAGAAGAAUUUGAAAAGAAAAAGAAAAAAAGAAGAUGAAUGCCGGAAAGCAAGCUUCGUGGGCGGUGGCGACGGCGAUCGCAGCCGUGGAAGUGCUAAAAGACCAAGGCGUUGCUCGGUGGAACUACCUUUUCCGCUUACUCCACAAAGAAGCAAUGGCUCGCGUCCGUACCAUUACAGUCCCAUCUCGUCCCUCUCCUCCUACGUCUUCAUCUUCGGCUACUUCCAUCAGAUCCAAACCUUUGUCCACCACACCCUUUGAGACAUCCUUUGAGAAAGCUAUGGGUCUUAGCUGCUUUGGUCCCACCACCGUUAGAUUCUAGAUCUCUAUGUACUGUGUUGUAUGUACGCAAAUCAGAAUGUGCAUGCGUCUAUGACUUGUUUUUGUUUACCCAUCACAUCAUUAGCUAGGUCCACUAAAUGUUGUACUUGUUGGAGUCAUUAUUCUAACAUUUUGUUUUCAAUAUUGAAAUAAAUCUGGUUUUAUAUAGA